Molecule: messenger RNA, 612 nt
Organism: Volvox carteri f. nagariensis
Lineage: Eukaryota; Viridiplantae; Chlorophyta; Chlorophyceae; Chlamydomonadales; Volvocaceae
Exons: 1
Coding region: 1-612 (203 amino acids)
Source: RefSeq, a predicted model, not a curated record
AUGGGCCUUGAUGCGCCUCCGCUGAAGGGCCCAGUUGCUGCCACUGCUACUGCUACUGCCGUCCAGAGCAAUACGGCCGCUAAAACCGGAUCUGCCGGUGCCAACCAAGGUGCCACGAAGCCGCCUGCUGAGACAGCAACAGCAACACCGAGAGCAGCAGGAGGAGGUUCGAAUGAAAAGAAGGAAGACGCGGGUGGAGACGCCAACCUCGCACAAACGCUUAUCGACGACCUACAGACCAUGAUUGAGUUGCUUCCUCAGCGAUCGUUGCAAGUCCAGCAGCUGGAGGCGAGAGUUGCCUCGCAUCAACACGAGGUAUUGUUUAUGGAGGUUUGGCACAAACAGCAAGCGGAGCCGUGGUCCGAGCUGACGAGGCGUCACGAGGGCGUUAUGCGCGAUCUGGAAAGGCAGCUGAAGGAGGAGUGCGCCAGGACGAAGAAGCUCCGAUACGAGCUUGAGGUGGUCCAGGCCCAAGUAACGGUGGCGGAGGAGACGGAGAAGGACCUCCAGGAUGCCAUUUUGAUGCGGCUCUCAAACCUUGUGGAUACGCUCUAUCGCCCUCGCGGCAAGCGACGAAUUGACGUAAAGGAUGAUGAUGAUGAUGAGUGGUGA